UAAUUUUCCAAACAGUUAGGGCGCCUCCGCCCGCGGUCACAUGGGCGAGGUGCUCCAGGGGCUUAAACAACAGGGAGGUCUCGUAAUCGAACCCCUCUGCGAACUUGCGAGAUCGCCCGAGUAAAUAAAACCCUGGUUCAAACCAUAAAAACGUUUUCUUAAUUUACUAGGGUUUAAGACAUCCCACGUUGCAAUCCGAGGCCAACAAUUAACGCAAGAUAGUUCAGAAGAUCAGUUAUUUUAUUUAUUGACGAGGAUUUUAAGAAAGUUCUUUAAUUCGCCGUCGUCAUGGGAGACGUGGAAGCAGGGUUUGCAAAGCUACAGGGAGAGGAUUUUGAGUACUACAUGCAGAAUUAUUCGAUUAUACUGGGGCGCAACAGUAAGAAGUCGGAGGUGGACAUAGAUUUAUCCGACUUGGGUGGUGGCAUGAACAUUUCACGUCAGCACGCUAGAAUUUUCUAUGAUUUUGACAGGAAAAGAUUUGCGCUGGAAGUCAUGGGUAAGAACGGCUGUGAUGUUAGGGGCACGCACUACAUCCCUGGAGAUCCUCCCGUCAAAUUAGGGUCACAGGAUUUGGUUCAGAUGGGCGAAUUGCAGUUCUAUUUUCUGUUGCCUUCAAGAAGUAUUGCUAAACAGGGCGUCCCCCUUCUUCCUCAGGCACCGCCCGUGUUGCCCAGGAAAAGGAGUGGGAGGAAAGAGGAUGAUUAUGGUGUUGAUAAUUGGCCGGACCAGCCAUCUUCUAUGAAGAAGGGGAGGUUCCAGGGCAAUCAGGAUGGUCUGCGUUCCAGUCGCAAACCUUCUUGGUCUGUUCAUGAAUUGCCGAAUCCUUACUUGCUGCCCAAGCAAGGCUUCCCUUACCGUUCAGAUCAAAAGGGUGAUUCAAGAAGGAGAGACCAUGAAGCAGAUAUGUUUCAGCAGAUGCAAUCAGAAGAAAAAGAUGUAGUUUCGGCUGUUGCAACUGUACUUUCAGAUCUUUGUGGUCCAGGGGAAUGGAUGCCAAUGGAAAAACUUCAUUCCGAGCUUCUUGAUCAUUACAGUGGAGUUUGGCAUCAGAGUAGAAUACGAAGAUUUUUGUCAGCAGAGGACUGGAAUGAUUCUGAGAGUAAGGGUAGGCCUUGGUUUGGGCUUCUUUCACUUCUUAGAAGAUACCCGGAGCAUUUUGUCAUUAAUACAAAGUCUAAAGGACGAGCAACUGCAGAAUUUGUAUCAUUGGUCUCUCUUCUCUCUUGAUCCAGAAACUUAUUGAGCCUAGCAGUACGUAUAAUUGUAACUUGUAUGGGUUUCUGGUUGUGAUGAGUUGAAUCAGACAAAUUCAGAACCUUUGCUAAUCUUUCUAGUACAAAAUCUUUGUUUGUAUUUUACUCAGUUGAUUGUUACAACUUUUCUUUGAUAUGCCUAAUUGUGUAUAAAUCUGUCGCUGCAUUUAUGUAGACAUUGCAUUAAAUUCAUAACACAUUUAAUAGUUGAAGCGAUGUUGAGUAAAUUGGU
Molecule: messenger RNA, 1488 nt
Organism: Cryptomeria japonica (Japanese cedar)
Lineage: Eukaryota; Viridiplantae; Streptophyta; Pinopsida; Cupressales; Cupressaceae
Product: FHA domain-containing protein FHA2
Exons: 3
Coding region: 289-1230 (313 amino acids)
Biological process (GO): regulation of ribosomal protein gene transcription by RNA polymerase II
Cellular component (GO): nucleus
Molecular function (GO): protein binding; sequence-specific DNA binding
Source: RefSeq, a predicted model, not a curated record